CCUGCCGUGCCGACUACCGUCACAGAUCCUCGGCCGAGUUGCGCGACGAACGUGCGCAGGAGUGUCUUACUAUAUUUAGUUUAUAAAUAUGAUUUGAUUUAGUGAAACUAUGAAGUGAUCAAUAAAUUUGAGGAUUUCGUCAAGGAUAAUUCAGUAUUGAUAACCGAAUGAAAAACAAAAAUGACGAGGAAAUUCCUGUUCUGUUUUCCGUUAAGACUCGGUAAUAUUGUGUUUGGCUACAUUGUAAUUAUAAUUAGUCUUGCAGUAGCCGCAUUUCAUUUGUAUCAACUUGGAUUAAGUAUUUUGUCAAAAGAUGAGCCCAAUGAAGAAAAGUUUAGAAAUUUCGAGAACUUGGAGAGUAUAUUUGGCGAAGACAAGAAGGAUCUAGUCACAACAAUCAUAAUGAUAUAUAAUUUAACGUAUAUUUUAAUUGGAUUGUUGCUGUUUGCUUUUGCAGUCUUACUAACUGUAGGAGCUCAUAGGGUAAAUGAAUGUUGCAUUACAACAUUCUUUGUAUACAGCUUCUUCCAUCUGUUCUUCACAAUUGGUUUGAUAGUUUGGGAAGCUGUGACUGCUGGCUGGAUUCAACUUGGACUUAUUUUCGCUUCUGAUAUACUCCUGAUACUUUGCCUCUUCAGCGUCAAGUAUCUAAUGGAAGCAAUAAGGACCGGAAAUAUCUACAGCCGUCCUGGAGAAGUGCUCUUUAAAUAUUGAACACGCAUGCCUUCACACGAGGAUCAAAAAUCUCAUAUAUUCAGUGAUAAGGCACGGUACCACGUCUACAAGUGCGAGAGAGUGGGGAAUAUUGAUAAUACCGCUCUCUCAUCGUUAUACUUACCUUGUCUGUCCGCCUGAACAACAUCUUCUAAAUUCCGUUUUGAAUGUACUUAAGAAAUAAGAAGAGAUCAAUUUUAUUUUUAAAUCAAUUUGAAUGUUAUCUUUACUGCAAUUUGUGGCAAAAAAAAAUGCUUUUUUAUUUAUUUAGCAUCUCUUUGUUGCUAACUCAUAUCUGUUGUUAACAUAAAUUAUGGAAUUUUAUUAAAAUAUAUUAAUGUCAAAAAUUAACCAUUGAAAGUAGUAAUGGUUUCUUCUUUAUCAGCUCUGAAAUAAAACAAUUUCCGCUAUGAUCUGUUAUGUAAAUACUUCCAAUACAGUGCUAUUACAGAAACUUCCUUGUUUAAUUAAUGUUAAGUUAUUAUUUCAUGUAAUCGUAAAAAUUUGAUCUAAUUAUACGCCUUUGCGAUUGCAUAUCGUGCUUGCUUACUGCAAUUAUGGAGAAAGCCUCUUUUCACCAUAAUUUAAUGUUAUUGUUACGAGUAAUAAUUAUUAUUUGUGAGAAUUAAGAUUGCAAAAUAAACUGUUCAUUUGCAAA
Leptidea sinapis is the source of this 1372-nucleotide messenger RNA. RefSeq lists its product as uncharacterized. The record is from RefSeq and is a predicted model, not a curated record. Bases 181 to 714 code for a protein of 177 amino acids. Lineage: Eukaryota; Metazoa; Arthropoda; Insecta; Lepidoptera; Pieridae. The transcript has 5 exons.